UCCUGUUCGGAACCUUUGGUAAAUGGUGGAAGUCCCCGUAGCUCUGUUUCAUUUUAUUGUUAUAAUUCUGAAGAUAAAAUAAAAAAAAAAGUUUAUUGUUUUAAUACAAGAUUUGGUUAUUUAACCAAAGAAUUUCUUUCUAGGUUCCCUUGAUAAUUCGCCUUUUCCUUAAGGAAAUAACUAAAGUGUUCCAUCUCGAGUUCAACAAUUAAUUAAAUGAAUUGAAAUUGAUUCGAAGAGCAGAAAAAUGGCAGAAGAUUUUGAUGUAGAGGCCAUGCUUGAAGCACCUUAUAAAAAAGAGGUGAGAAAUACAUUAUCUUUUCUUUCCUGGAUUUUUGUUACUUUUUAAUUAAGUAGUAAAGCUUUCAAGGCAUUUUCAACAUCUUAAAAAUAAUCUUCUUGCUCUGUCUUGUAGAAUGAACUGAUUGCUCCCUGUUCCUAUGGAUUACUUAGCCAAGGAAGAUAUUGAAAAAUACAAUGGGGCUCAUAAUGAUAAAGAAAAUCGAAGAACUGGUAGCAGUAGUAGUUCUAAGAAGAAAAAAAGGAGCCGCAGUAGGAGCAGAGGUAGAGACGGAAAGCGUAGUCGCAGUCGUGAGCGUAGAAGCCGUAGCAGGGAUAAGCGAAGUCGAAGUAGGGAUCGUAGAAGAAGCCGUAGUCGUGGAAGAGGCAGUAGGAGUCGUGAUAGAAGGCGUCGAAGUUAUAGUCGUGACCGCAAAGAACGUCGACGUACCAGGAGUCGUAGUAGAGAAAGGAGAAUUCGUAUCCGCAGUCGUGACCGAAGAUCUAGAUCUAGGUCUCCACGAAGAGAUCGAAUAAGGCAUAGGACUAGAUCUCGAAGUCCUAGGAAACGUACUCCUCCAAGAAGUCCACUAGGCGCGCAUACCCAGUUUUUUGACAGUUUGCGAAACAAAUUGCCUGAUGAUGAUAUAAGUCCAGAAGACAGGGAUCUUCGUACAAUAUUUUGUAUGCGACUUUCCCAGAAGGUCCGUGCUCGGGAUCUGGAAGAGUUCUUCUCAUCUGUUGGCCCAGUUCGUGAUGUGAAAAUUAUCAUGGAUAACAAGACAAGGCGGUCUAAAGGCAUUGCAUAUGUAGAAUUCCAAAGUGUUGAUUCAAUUCCCUUGGCUCUUGCUCUGAAUGAUACAGAACUUAUGGGCUGCAAAAUCCAUGUUCAGCUGUCCCAAGCUGAGAAGAACAGGGUUGCAGCAAGUACAAGUUCAAUGGUAAAAGGAACUCCUGGGCCAAUGCGGUUAUAUGUUGGAUCUCUCCAUUUUAACAUCACAGAAGAUAUGUUGCGAGGAAUCUUUGAACCUUUUGGAAGAAUAGAGCGAAUUGAACUAAUAAAAGACACAGAAACUGGUAGAUCCAAGGGUUAUGGCUUCAUUAGUUUUUAUGACUCGGAAGAUGCGAAAAAGGCUUUGGAGCAGUUGAAUGGAUUUGAAUUAGCUGGCAGACCCAUGAAAGUUGGUCAUGUAACAGAGAGAACAGAUGUAGCUCAGGGCUCUUUCCUGGAUAGUGAUGAAUUAGAUAGGACUGGUAUUGACUUGGGUGCUACAGGUCGCUUGCAAUUAAUGGCAAAGUUGGCUGAAGGUACAGAUUUGAAUAUUCCUGCUGCAGCAGUAUCUGCUUUGCAGAUGUCUCAAGGACUGGUAACUCCUCAACAAACAAUAACACCGCCUAUUGCAACUCAGUGUUUCUUGUUGUCUAAUAUGUUUGAUCCUGCAACGGAAACCAAUCCUAAUUGGGAUGAAGAAAUUCGCAAUGAUGUAAUUGAAGAAUGUAAAAAGCAUGGUGGCGCUAUGCAUGUGUUUGUAGACAAGCUGUCACCUCUUGGUAAUGUGUAUGUGAAGUGUCCAACAAUAGCUGCUGCUGUUGCAUCUGUUACUGCUCUGCAUGGAAGAUGGUUUGCUGGGCGAAUGAUCACAGCUGCUUAUGUACCUGUUGUAAAUUACCACAGUCUGUUUCCAGACUCCAUAGUUGCUCCUAUUUUGGGAUGAGCCUGAUAUCUGCAGAAACUAUUUUUGUAUGAUUUUUCACCUGAUAUUACCUUUUAAUAUACUGUUACAUUUGAAAAGAACAGUAUGCAUAAAAUCAAACUCAUUGUCUUGAAGAGGAAGGAGCUGUCAUUUGUAUAGAUAUUCAAAAUGUCAUUUGUAUAUAAACUUUUUUGUGGUAAGGAUGACUGUUGUCAGCAUUUAUCUGGAACAUCUCCUUCAUUUCUGUGCCUCACUUUGUAGACCUCGAUUUCAAAGUCUUAUAUAAGUCAUGAAUUUUUGUUGAGCACUAUUUAUAUGACUGUAUGGUAUUAGAACUGAUUAUUAAAUUUCUUUUUACUAAA
Argiope bruennichi is the source of this 2335-nucleotide messenger RNA. RefSeq names its product RNA-binding protein 39-like (gene Caper). NCBI's taxonomy places the organism in Eukaryota, Metazoa, Arthropoda, Arachnida, Araneae, Araneidae. Gene Ontology annotation, molecular function: RNA binding. Gene Ontology annotation, biological process: mRNA processing. The coding region runs from base 441 to 1994 and encodes 517 amino acids. The record is from RefSeq and is a predicted model, not a curated record. Gene Ontology annotation, cellular component: nucleus. The transcript is spliced from 16 exons.